Messenger RNA from Carassius auratus (goldfish), 1829 nucleotides. Its product is annotated as glycosyltransferase family 92 protein F13G3.3-like. Gene Ontology annotation, cellular component: cytoplasm. Gene Ontology annotation, molecular function: glycosyltransferase activity. The coding region runs from base 17 to 1390 and encodes 457 amino acids. Lineage: Eukaryota; Metazoa; Chordata; Actinopteri; Cypriniformes; Cyprinidae. The record is from RefSeq and is a predicted model, not a curated record. The transcript is spliced from 2 exons.
CACAUCUAAGGGAGUAAUGUUACGUGUUAAAAGUGACGCUACUGCCGGCAUUGUUGCAACUAAAGGACAGAUGGAAAAAGGCAAAGUGCUUCUUUCACUAUUAAUUGUCUUAAGUAUUAUUGGCAUUCUAGUUUUAGUGUACAUGAUCGGUGAUGCAUAUUACAUACAAGCUCCUACAGCAAUAAAAGCUCCUCUGUCAAAUAAUAAAUUCAAAAUCCUGGAAGCUUCAUAUCCAAUAACACCCAUUAGAGACUCGGAGCAUUUCAUGGUGUCUGCGUUUAUCGACCACAGACUGAAUGGGUUCAUUCGAGUCAUCAGCAUAAUCAACAGAAACUGUCUUCAGCCGCUUUACUGUGUUUACUGCAAUGCUGAAAAAGUCUGCAAAACUGUUCACACUAAGGUCCAGAUACACAGCGACCAUUUUGGCUUCCCGUAUGGUGCCUCCGAUGUGAUUUGUACAGGUAAACCCAUGACUGAUGCAACUCAUGUCCUCAUAACUGUCAAGAACGAUUCAGCUGACCUCAAAAUGGAAUAUCUGCCAAUAAAAAAUAAGGCUGUACAAGAGACUUUCAAGUUUAACUUCACCGUUUGCAUUUCUAACCUUUUUGGUGACUACAACAAUGUACUGCAGUUUGCUCAAACGAUGGAGAUGUACAAGCUUCUGGGAGUACAGCAUGUGGUCAUCUAUAACACUAGUAGUGGACCAGACUUGGAAAAGCUCUUAAAACAUUAUGAAAUGGAGGGGAUACUGGAGAUCGUUCCAUGGCCUAUCGACCAGUUUCUGAACCCUUCUUCAGGCUGGAACAUCAAGCUACACAAGGGAGACAUUCAGUAUUAUGGUCAGUUAGUAACACUCAAUGAGUGCAUUUACAGGCACAUGUACCAGUCAAAGUACGUUCUCCUGAAUGACAUUGAUGAAAUCAUCAUGCCUUACAAACAUGCCACUUUACAAUCUUUAAUGGAGGAUCUCCAGUCUGCUCAUCCCAGUAUAGGAGUGUUCCUCAUAGAGAACCACAUAUUCCCUAAAACACAGUUUGAGGAGAGUGGGAAGUUCAAACGAGCAGAAUGGAAUAAUAUCCCAGGUGUCAAUAUCAUGGAGCAUAUCUAUAGAGAACCAAGUCGAAAAAAUAUUUACAAUCCCACAAAGAUGAUUGUCAACCCAAGGAAGGUGCAGCAAACUUCAGUACACUCCCCUUUGAAACACUUUAGAGGCAGUGUUCUUGUACCGUUUAAUGUAUGUAGGAUUGUACACGUGAGAGUCCCACUGCAGGGGAGUCUUACCAAAGAGCAACUUGUUGUAGACAAAAGAGUCUGGGACUUUGAGCAAGAACUGAUACACAACAUUGACCACACUUUGAAACUUUCUGGCUUCUUGAAGGCUUCUGUUUGAUAUCGUUGUAUAGCAUUAAUAAAAGUAUGCAAAUAUAGACAACUAUAUUUAAAACAUUUUUUUAAACUUGAACACAUUCGUUAAAAUAAUAAUGCAUUUGAGUUGUUGCCACCGGCUCAACUGUCAAAUAAAAUGCUCUUUAAAAAAAUAAAUAAAACCAUUAACAAAUGAGAAAGCAUUGGUAUUUGUCAAAUAUCAUCAAGCCAAUAGUUUAUGCAUAAUUAAUGCAUAAGUAGGGGAGACCAGGUAUAGUUGUAAUACGGGGAGAGUUGUACAAUACCAAUUCCACGAACCAGAGAUAAGAUAGGAGUCAUGUGACAUUGUCAGUUUCCUCAGGCUUCCUUUACAAUCUCACAUGGAGGUUUUCCAGUCUGUGUUGCUAUCUUUCCUGAAGCUACAGCAGAAAAUCUAAUUCUGAGGCAAGAAAGUAAAAAAAAAA